CAUAUAUAAACGUUGAGAGUCUUCCAUCAAGUCUUCACUACCCAGCAUCCAUCGGUCUCUUCCCACCAAAACUUGCUCAUUCCACCCACCUUCGCUACCAAUCUACAAACCAAUCAUGAAGUUCGCCAUCGCUACUCUUUUCGCCGGCGUUGCGGCCGCCGCACCUACCGCUUCACCUGACGUCCACGGUGACCCCUACGAGACCGUCACCAUCUCCAACUUCUCCUACGCCUUUCCUUACAAGGGCAACCCACAGAUGAACUUCUACAUCCACUCUCAGCGCGUUGAUAACGUCCACUGCGCUGCUGUCAACUUCGAGGUUGGUGGUGUCUACAGCUGUGACGACCCUUCAUACACAUUCCGAGUCCUGGAGGAGACGGGCCAUAAACUCAGAUUGGCUCACGUUCUCAACGGACCAUCCAUGGUGGGCGACUUCUUUAUCAGGAUGUAUGGACCUAUCCCUACUGCCCUCUCACAGACCGGCACUUCCACAGCCGACUUGGACAAGGAGGGUACCGCUUAGAAGAGC
Messenger RNA from Alternaria alternata, 529 nucleotides. RefSeq lists its product as hypothetical. NCBI's taxonomy places the organism in Eukaryota, Fungi, Ascomycota, Dothideomycetes, Pleosporales, Pleosporaceae. The transcript is spliced from 2 exons. The record is from RefSeq and is a predicted model, not a curated record. Bases 116 to 523 code for a protein of 135 amino acids.